This is a messenger RNA of Scylla paramamosain (green mud crab), 4070 nucleotides long. RefSeq lists its product as uncharacterized. The record is from RefSeq and is a predicted model, not a curated record. Bases 2082 to 3029 code for a protein of 315 amino acids. Lineage: Eukaryota; Metazoa; Arthropoda; Malacostraca; Decapoda; Portunidae. The transcript is spliced from 2 exons.
UAAAUUUAGUAUGAGAGUGACUCUGUAGUUGUAGCCAGAUGGUGGAAAACUCGGAAGAUUCAAGAGCGUGGGCACGAGAGCAGGUUAAGUCAUUGCGCACAUAAACGCAGCAUCCAGCUUUGGAUCGAAAAUGAGGAUAGAGAAAGUAGGAGGAAACAGAAAAGGGGCUACUGUCAGUUGCCUCAGACACCUGAGUUUCAGUGAGGAAAAGAAGAUGAGGUUUAGAAGAGGAGAGGUGGUGUUCUACAGAUUGAAAAUUAGAUCUUAGACUGCGAAUGUUGCAGAAGUUAAUGAAGAAAAAGUUGAGGGGGGUGUCAAGACACUUAGGGUCGUCGACAGAAAGGCAGUCCGACCUGGGGACAUUUAUGGUCCCCUCCCCAGAUGGGGACUUCGAGGCUGGUGUAGGAGUCGCCAUGAUGAUUUUAAAAUUUUUGAGUGAAGGGUGUGUGUGUUAUUAGGUGCUUGUAGUUUUGUGUGGAGGAAGAGAGUUGUCUUUAGAGGGUAGGCUGUGACUGCCCCCUUGUGUUGUGAGACACAAAGGGAAACGUUCAGUGAGGUCACAGCUGGGUUUAAUGAUAAGUUCACAGCACCCCCUGAACAGUGCUUUAGACCUCACUGGGAGUAAUUAUCGUUUCGGCAGGUGUCUACUGCUUCCUCCUGUGAUUGUAUGGAAUGAAAGUGAAAUUGAUAAGUUAGAAGUGGGCCAGAAUAGAGUAGCAAGGAUGGCACUGAGUGCACCGAGGUGCACAGCAGUUGAAGCCUUGAGAGUUGAUAUGGGAUGGAGCACCUUGAAGGAGAGACCCACAAAAGCCACACUUAGGUACAAGAUUAGGCUUGAGAGAAUGGAUGAUGCAAGAAUGGCAAGUAAGGUGUACCUGUGGAAUGAAAGUGGAAGUAAAUGGAGGAAGAGGUGCAUGCGAAUAACAGACAGGAAUGGAUUGCAAGUUGUGUGGGCGACAAGAAUGGUUGGGAGGAAUCAAAGUGAGCGUGAAUGGGUGGUAACAAGAGGAGACAGAGUGGGAGCCGAAUGGAAUGUGAGAAAAUGGAAGAAUGAGAUAGACAAAGAAGUGAAAUGUGUGGGACUGAAUGAAUGGAAGAAUGAGAUGGAAAGAAAGAAGACUCUGGAAUGGUACAAGGAGAAAGGGGCCCCGAGGUAUGAAAGGUGGUAUGAUGGAAACCUAGGCGGUGAUCUUCUCUUCCGAGCGAGGGAACAGUGUAUGGAUGUGAAUGCAAGGAGUUAAAGGUGGUCCGAGUCCCACAGCAAAGUGUGCCAGAUGUGUGACAUGGGAGAGGAUGAGAUGGUGGAACAUGUGGUGCUGGAGCGUGUGAAGUAUGCCAAAGACAGGAAUGAGAUGAUGCAAGUGAUACUGACUGAGUUAGGGCAUGAUAGGAAUGAAAGAGUGGAGAAGACAGGUAAGAAGUGGAUGGUGUUGUUGCUGGGAUUGUGUAGAGAGGCGAAUGAAAGGAUGAUUGAGGCGGUGAAAGUUUCUGGAGAGAAUGUGGCAUGCCAGAUGUAUCAACAAUUAGGAUAGAGGAUGCUGUUCGUUUCUUUCUUUCUUUUUUUUUUUUUUUUGAAAUCUACAGGAGUUGCCGAUCUAAAGGCCUGGCUCAGGAGAGACAUAGAAACAUACUGGGUGAAGAGUGAGAGAGGAGUUAGGCAGGGCUGUAUAUUGUCACCAACCCUUUUUAGCCUGUAUACAGAGGAGCUAGCAGCCAGGAUGAGAAGAAUGAAUGUAGGGGUAAGUGUGGGGAAUGAUAAAGUAUGUGUGCUCCUUUAUGCAGAUGAUGUAGUUGUUAUGAGUGAAUCAGCAGAUGAGCUUCAAAGUUUGUUGGAUGUAGUGGAUGGCUAUGGUAGAGACUUUGGAGUAAGGUUUAGCAGUGAGAAAAGCAAAGUAAUGAUUGUGAAUAGGUCAGAGGAUGAAAGUAAUGUGGUAUGGAGACUUGGAGAGAAUGAGUUGAGACAGGUGCAAGAAUACAAGUACUUAGGGAUGUGGAUGAGUCCUAGUGGGUGUGCAAAGGCAAAGAAUGAAAAGAUAAGUAUGCUAAACCAGUGGGUAGGUUGAUUGGGAAGCACGGCAAGGAUGAGAGCAAGUAAGUAUGAUGUGUUGAGAGAAGUGUGGAAGAGUGUGGCUGUGCCAUGUAUAAUGUAUGGUAUGGAUGUGAUUGCAUGGAAUGAGAAUGAAAUUGACAAGUUAGAAGUGGGACAGAAUAGAGUAUCAAGGAUGGCACUGAGUGCACCGAGGUGCACAGCAGUUGAAGCCUUGAGAGGUGACAUGGGAUGGAGCACCUUCAGAGAAAGACUGACAAAAGCCACACUUAGGUACAAGAUUAGGUUUGAGAGAAUGGAUGAUGCAAGAAUAGCAAGGAAGGUGUACCUGUGGAAUGAAGGUGGAAGGAAAUGGAGGAAGAAAUGCAUGAGAAUGACAGACAGGAAUGGAUUGGAAGUUGUGUGGGCGAUAAGAAUGGCUGGUAGGAAUCAAAAUGAGCGUGAAUGGGUGGUAACAAGAGGAGGCAGAGUGGGAGCCGAAUGGGAUGUGAGAAAAUGGAAGAAUGAGAUAGACAAAGAAGUGAAAUGUGUGGGAUUGAAUGAAUGGAAGAAUGAGAUGGAAAGAAAGAAAACCUUGGAAUGGUACAAGGAGAAAGAGGCCCCGAGGUAUGAAAGGUGGUAUGAUGGAAGCCUGGGUGGUGAUCUUCUCAUCCGAGCGAGGUCACAGUGUAUGGAUGUGAAUGCAAGGAGUUACAGGUGGUCUGUGUCCCGCAGCAAAGUGUGCCAGAUGUGUGACAUGGGAGAGGAUGAGACGGUGGAACAUGUGGUGCUGGAGUGUGUGAAGUAUGCCAGAGACAGGAAUGAGAUGAUGCAAGUGAUACUGACUGAGUUAGGGCAUGAUAGGAAUGAAAGAGUGGGGAAGACAGGAAAGGAAUGGAUGGUGUUGUUGCUGGGACUGUGUAGAGAGGCCAAUGAAAGGAUGAUUGAGGCGGUGAAAGAGUUUCUGGAGAGAAUGUGGCGUGCCAGGUGUAUGAACAAUUAGGAUAGAGGAUGCUGUUCGUUUCUCUUAUUUUUUUUUUUUUUCUCCUUCUACAGGAGUUGCCGAUCCAAAGGCCUGGCUCAGGAGUGAUCCUGUGCCACCUGUACCAUCAAGAUCAAGAUCAAAAUGUACCAUUAAGAUCAAGAUCAAGAUAGCACUCGGGAGUGUUGGGAAAUUCAGUAUUUUCUAAGUUCAGCGAGCUCUGCACCAGUUAAGAGUAAACAUUGAAAUUAUUUUCCUUUGUUUAUAACUGGUGUUUGUGGGUAGCCGCAUAUUAGAUUUCACGGUAUCUAUACACCAGAUCCCUCCAAUCACGCGCUGCCACUCGCUAGGCCAUUCGUGCAGGGACCGAUUACGAAUCUCCAUGCCUGUGGGAGAAACAGCAGAACACAGAAGCCACAUGUCUCCUGAGCAUGGAUGUUGCUCGCCUGCAAGCAGACCAUCAACAGGGUAGUGAUGACAUCUGGGAGCCAGCUGUCAUCAGUGUUCCUGGGUGUCGCAAAAAUCAGUUCCCAAUGUGUCAAAGCGCUCAAAGACUUGGAACAGUGCAUUGUGUGUGCAGUGCUGAACCACAUAACACGUGUGAGUGACAUCUGCAUUCCCCACUGCCAUGGUGGAACAGCCUUUGGGUGAAGAUGAUACAGACGUGGACUACCCUCAGCUCUCUUCUACCACUGGGAAGUGAUACAGAGAGCCAUCCCCAGCUGUGGAAGGGAGGGAAAAGAUCCCACAUACAUCCGUGGUACCCCAGACGCUUCCAAGAGUAAACAUCAUGGAAUUCUUCCCGGCCUUAGUGUCGAUGUGGGGUCCCCAGCUGGCUGGGCUGCGUCUGGCAGGUCUGAGUUGCCAAUUGUUUAUUUUUCUUGCUGUGUUACCAGGUCAAGUAAGGAUUCUUUCUCUUGACAAGAUAUAUGAUCAUUAUUACAUUGCUAAUGUGCAUAGUCUCUCUCUCUCUCUCUCUCUCUCUCUCUCUCUCUCUCUCUCUCUCUCUCUCUCUCUCUCUCUCUCUCUCUCUCUCUCUCUCUCUCUCUCUCUCUCUCUCUC